AUGCCUCACUUCAAAGAAAGUUCCUCGUCGAGCGCGUCGGAUGUCGAGCUCGAGUUUGAGCUCGGCUACAACGCCCCGACCUCUAAUGCGCAAGGCAUAGUCGACGACGAGGCAUAUGCAGGUGCUGGAUUCUUUGAAGGAUCAUCUGAGGCGCCUCUAAGCCAGCAGUUGGAGCCCAUUGCUGUGAUCGGAAUGGGUUGCCGUCUGCCUGGAGACGUCGGAUCACCAGCGGAGUUUUGGAAAAUGAUGAUGAACAAGGAAACAGGACAGACCCCCUCAGUUCCGCCUACGCGAUUCAACAUUGGCGCGCACUACCACGAGAACAAUGACCGUCCCGGAAGCUUCAGCGCUCUUGGAGGUUACUUUCUCAAUGAAUCGCUUUUGGAGUUCGACCCUAGCUUUUUCGGAAUCACCCCCGUAGAAGCUAUGUGGAUGGACCCCCAACAACGGAAGUGUCUAGAGGUCGUCUACGAGACGAUCGAGUCUUCUGGUAUUCCCCUGGAUAAGUUGGCUGGCACCAACACGGCUUGUUUCAUGGCAACGUUCACGGCAGACUACCAGCAGAUGCAGUUUAAGGAGCACUCUUUCCGUCACAGCCUUUCGGCAACAGGUGUAGACCCUGGCAUUCUCAGCAACCGAAUCAGCCACGUCUUCAACCUCAGGGGUCCGAGUAUCGUUGUCAACACUGCUUGCUCAUCAUCCGUGUACGCAAUUCACAACGCGUGCAAUGCGCUUCGCAGCAAGGAAUGCGGAGCCGCGAUCGUCGGUGGUAGCAACUUGGUUCUCACGGUUGACCAGCACAUGAACACUGCUAAACUCGGUGUGCUAUCUCCUACUUCUACCUGCCAUACCUUUAACAGUUAUGCAAACGGCUAUGGCCGCGCCGAGGCUAUCGGCGCUGUGUUCCUGAAGCGACUUUCGGACGCUAUUAAGGAUGGUGACGCGAUCCGAGGUGUUAUCAGGUCCAGUGCGACCAACAGCAACGGCCGAGUUGAAGGUGUCGGUAUCACGUAUGCCGGCUACGGCGGCCAGAGGGCAGUUAUCACGCACGCCUACAAGCGAUGCGGUGACUUGGACCCUCGGCUUACCGGUUACUUCGAGUGCCACGGCACCGGUACCGCCGUUGGUGACCCGAUCGAAGUCAACGCUCUCGCCGAUGCUAUGAACUACAACCGCACCCCCGCCGAUGGUCCUCUAAAAAUUGGUGCUGUUAAGACUAACAUCGGCCACAGUGAGGCAGCUAGCGGGCUAUCUGCCGUCAUCAAGGCCAUCCUGGCUGUGGAACGAGGAAUCGUUCCCCCAACACGAGGCGUAACAGACCUCAACCCUAAGAUUGACUGGAAGGGUAAGCAAGUCGCGGUUGUGACAGACCCGAUGCCAUUCCCCAAGGAGCUUCCAGUUCAGCGAGUCAGUGUCAACUCUUUCGGAUACGGUGGCACGAACGCCCACAUCAUUGUUGAGAGCGCCAAGUCUCUCCUCACGCAACCGCAGACUUACAAGUUUAACUCUGAGGAGCAAAAGAACAAGAGAAGGUCCACCAGAGGCCGAUUCAAUAAGAACAGGCCUCAUCUACUAGUUUACUCUGCUCACGACAAGGCGUCAUUGAAGAGGAACAUUGCGGCUCACGGAAAGGUGGUCGCCAACUACGACCUUAUCGAUCUCUCCUACACUCUGGCCAACCGCCGCACUCACUUCUCUAGCAGAGGAUUCGCAGUUGCCAACCUCGCUACUUUGAACAAGACUUUCCAGUCUGAAGAGGACUGGAGGUUCGGCGAGAAGAAGAACCCCAGUGGCAGCGAACGAAAGAUCGGAUUCGCAUUCACUGGACAGGGUGCUCAGUGGGCGAGGAUGGGUGCUGGUCUCAUGGCUUACUACCCUACCUUCCUUAAGACCAUCCAGCAACUCGACGCGGCUCUCGAUGAUCUCAGUGACGCUCCUAACUGGACCCUUGAAGAUGUUCUCCUGGAACCGGAAGCUACUUCGCGCGUUAGCGAGGCCGAGUUUUCUCAACCCCUCUGCACUGCCGUCCAGAUCGGUCUGGUCCAGCUACUGCGACUUUGGGGAAUCAAGCCCUCCGUUACCUGUGGUCAUUCAUCUGGUGAGAUUGGCGCUGCUUAUGCUGCUGGUUUCCUCACUGCUACUGAAGCUAUUGUUUUGGCCUACUACCGUGGAAAGGUUGUUGGAAACAUCAACACCAACGGUGCUAUGGCUGCUGUCGGUCUCGGUGCUGAAGACGUUACACCCUACCUCGCUGGUUACGAUGACAUUGUCAUUGGUUGCCACAACUCACCUUCCGGUGUUACUCUCAGUGGUAAUGCCGACUCCUUGAAGAAGCUCCAGGAGACGUUCAAUGAGAAGGGCGUAUUCUGCAGGCUGGUAAAGACUGGUGGCAAGGCCUACCACUCGUACCACAUGAAGCCGGCUGCUGACAAGUAUGAGGCACUCGUGAGGGGAUCUGGGAUCGACCUCCGUGCCAAGAACCGCCCGGUUCUCGAGAAGGCAACAAUGGUUUCGUCCGUGACAAACAAGGUCCUUCCCGAGGACUCUAUUCUGGACGAGACCUACUGGAGUGCCAACCUGCUCAACCCCGUUCUUUUCAACCAGGCCGUCCAAACUAUCGGUUCUACCCCUGAGUUCUCUGACAUCACUCUGAUUGAAGUUGGACCUCACUCCGCUCUCUCUGGCCCGAUCAAGCAGAUCAAGGCUGAGCUCAAGCUUGAGAAAUUCCAGUAUCUACCUACCUUGAUCCGUGGCCAAGACUGCGCCACCUCCAUUCUGAAGCUAGCUGGUGAGCUCUUCUUGGCAGACUACUCCAUUGACCUAGCGAGAGCCACUUCGGUCGAGGAGAUGAGCCCAAGCGGAAAGAUUCGCGCCCGCAGUGGAGACUACAUUGUAGACCUACCUCCUUACCAGUGGGACAAAUCCAAGAAGUUCAUUGCUCAGUCGCGUGAGAGCCGAGAGCACCGUGGUCAGAAAUACAUGCGACACGAUGUACUUGGUGAGUUGGUUAUCGGUAACUCCCCCGCUGAGCCGACCUGGAGAAACAUUCUCCGAAUUAAGGAUGUCCCCUGGCUCCAGGACCACAGCCUAGGUGGCGAAGCAGUGUUCCCAGCUGCUGGUUAUCUCGCGAUGGCUAUGGAAGCCAUCACACAGCUCGACGAGCAGUCGGAAACUCCCUCUGAAAUCGAGGGUUACGUGUUCCGAGAUGUCUUGAUCCAGCAGGCCCUUGUAACUCCUGAUGAUGACAACGGUGUUGAGGUCUUCCUGAACAUGCGCCUAUCGGCCCAUAGCGGCGAGAACCAGAAGAAGUGGUGGGAUUUCAACGUGUGCUCGGUUACGGACUCCAAUUUCCAGAAGAACCACAUGCGCGGAAGGAUCGCGAUUAAUGCGCGUGACUCGAGGGCUAAGCCUUGGCCGGUUCCCAACUUGCCCCAGUCGGCGACAGGUAAGUCCUGGAACCGGGCCCUUAGGGCGGUUGGAUUCGACUACGGCCCAGCUUUCCAGGAGACGGAGAGCAUCAGCUUUGACGCCAAGUCGUACGCCACUCAAGCUUCGGUUGCUUUCAGAAACAAGGUUGACACUAUGGUCGGCGAGUCUCGAUACGUUCUCCACCCGGCUUCGAUCGACUUGUGCCUCCAACUUUUCAUCGUUGCUUUCUGGGGUGGAAGCACCAGCGCUAUCAAAUUCGGUGUUGUCCCGGUUCAGGCAGAAGAGAUCGCCAUCUGGAAGCCAACUGAAGCCCAGCUAGCUGAUGGCAAGGGUAAGGCGUUUACCUGGGUUGACACUCGUGGUCCUCGAUCAGUCAAGGCCAACAACCAGUUGGUAACCAACGACGGUCAGGUCCUGGUAGAAAUUAACAACAUGCAAUGUAUCGGCUACGAAGCCGCACGGCCCCAACUUGCGGAGGAACCCGCCAAGCCUAAGCCAUACGGACGUACAUUGUCCAAGCCAGAUGUUGGCUUCCUAAGCGGAUCUCAGAAGAUCAGCGUUGCCGACUUCGUUGAUCUCGCUGAAUUCAAGAAGCCCGGUCUUAAGGUUCUUUCGCUGGACUCUGCCGAAGCUGAGUCGCUCUCCAAGACGCUCCCUGAUCUGGAUGUUACUAUUACCUACGACGUGCCCGAAGAAGAAUACACUGUGCCGCCCGAGCUAGCAGGCUCCAAGAACAUUAAAUUCCAGAAACUUGAGUCCGCUGCCGCAGGUUCCUUCAACCUUGUCGUUGCCAACGUCGCCUCCGCUGAUGCCCUAACCAAGAUUCGCGAGCUGUUAGCUGAUGGAGGCGAGGCUGUUAUCAAGUCGGCAACCCCUCUCAGUGAAGCCACCUUGAAGAACGCCGGAUUCUCUGGAGUAAAGGUCACCCUUGCAAACGGUGCCGUGGUUGUACCCGCUGCCAGCUCCGACGAGGCGACCGCUGAGGAGACUAAGCCUUCCACGUCCAACAAGGUGCAGCUCAUCUACCGCAACAGCAUCUCAUCCGCCUUUUCAGAGUUGGCUAAGAGCCUCGAAAGCAAGGGUAAUGUGGUCGAAUCUCUCCAGCUUGGUGCUCCGACUUCGCCCGACGCUACUAUCAUCAUUCUUGCCGAUCUUGAAGGACCAUUCCUGGCCACAAUCACCGAGAAGGAGUUCAGCGACUUGCAGGCAAUUCUUGCUGAAGCUACUAAGGUCUUGUGGGUUACUCGCGGCGGUAUUUUGAAGGGUGAGAAUCCUCACUAUGCCAUGGCCAGCGGUCUUCUCCGCUCUCUUCGCUCUGAGCAGAUCAAGUUGAACGCCUCCCUAGUAGACUUCGAGGGCGAGGUACCCCUGACCGAGUUUGUCAGCUUAACUACCUCCCUUGCCACCAAACAGAUUAACGGUGAAGCCCUAGAGACGGAAUACUACGUCUCUGAAGGAAAGGUCAACAUCAACCGUCUCAUUCCAGACGGGCGUCUUAACGAGACUCACGCGCACGAUGAGAACGAUCUCUUGGAUGCGCCAUUUGACCCUGCCGCGAGAAUUGUAGGAAAGGUACACAGCGGUGAAGUCAUAUUCGAGUCCGAAGAGGAGGCUUCUCUUGGCAACGAUGAGAUCGAAAUCCAAGUCGUAGCGACCGGGUUGAACAAGGAAGACGUUGCUGUUAUUCAGGGAACAGAGACUACUAGCGAGAUCAGCCACGAGAUUGCUGGUGUUAUUACCAGAGUCGGCUCCGAUAUCAAGGACUUUGCUGUCAAUGACCGCGUAGUCAGCUUCACCUCGAAUGAAUUCGCCACCUUCCAGCGCGUCAACCACAGCUUAGCUCAGAAGCUGACCUCCGACGAAUCAUUCAGCACUUUCGCCAGCCUGCCCAUGUCCUUUGGAGCCGCCUUGUACGGCCUCCGAAACUUAGCCCAUGUAGAAAAGGGAGAGUCGGUCCUCGUCCUCCCCGGAUCCGGACUCAUCACUGCACCGGUUGUUCAGGUUUCCAAGGCUCUUGGCGCUACACCUUAUGUAGCUGUACGCAACUCUGCUGAAGCCGAAUUCGUUGCCAAGAAGCUUGGUCUUCCUUCUACCCAGGUUGUCGAAUGGUCUACCACAUGGCUGGAGCAGAACAAGCCCGACGUCGUAUUCUCAUCUGACUCUGUUGAUGCGACGGUCAACCAGGAAGCUUGGAGACACAUCCCCGCAUUCUCCCGAUUUGUGAACCGUACCAGCGCCGAGGCUGCCUUCUCUAAUGUACUCGACAUCGUUCCCGCCACCCGUGGUGCAAGCUACUUCGCAUUCGACACCAUUAACCUUUUCAAGAAGCCAAGCCUAUUGUCCGGACUACUGGACCAAGUUGUUAAAUUCCUCCGACAAGGAUCCAUCUCCACCCUGCCCGUUACCGUCAAGAACAUCACCGAGCUUAACCAGAGCAUCUCGGAGUUCUCCGAUGACCUUCAGAGCUCCAAGAUCGUCAUCCUCAAUGAGCGUUCAAGCGGCACAUUGAAGCUUGUGCCAUCUCGCCCUCACGCUCACCUUCGAGCAGAUGCUACGUACCUCCUGGUCGGAUGUCUCGGUGGUCUAGGUCGCAGUCUCACUUCGUGGAUGUUGAAGAGGGGUGCUCAGAACUUUGCAUUCCUGUCUCGAUCAGGCACGGACUCUCGCCAGGCCGCUACUCUCGUAGACAGCCUCCGUGCCGCCGGAGCCAAUGUACAGGUAUUCAGGGGCGACGCCAGUAUCAAGGAAGAUGUAGAGAAGGCAGUCAGCUCUACCCCCGCCGACCGCCCUAUUCGCGGAGUUAUCAACGCUGCCAUGGUCUUACGAGAUGGAAUGUUCCACAACUUAACCUACGACAGCUGGGUAACAUCUGUUAAGCCCAAGGUUCUUGGAAGCGCCAACUUGCACGAGGUCACCAAAGACCUGGACCUGGACUUCUUCAUCAUGACCAGCUCAGUAUCUGGUACUCUGGGUACUCCAGGCCAGAGCAAUUAUGCUGCCGGUAACGCCUACAUGGAUACUCUUGCCCGCCUCCGACGCUCCCAAGGCAAACGCGCCGCGGCCAUCGUCUUACCUAUGGUCCUCGGUGUCGGUGUCGUUGCUGAGAACGCUGCCCUUGAGGACUCUCUCAAGCGCAAGGGCAUGUACGGUAUUGACGAGGAUGGUCUCCUCGACUCCUUCGAAGUUGCCAUCGUCGAGCAGGGUAACCCCGAGUCCGUUGAUUUCGACCACGUAGUCGUUGGACUCGACCCCUCGCUUCUCGCAAAGGCCAAGGCCGAAGCUGAGGGCGACGUGGACGUCUUCUGGGCUGUCGACCCCCGAUUCUCGACUUUACUGCACGCGAUGGAAUCCGGAAGCAAGGGUGACAGCGGCGGAGGAGCCGACUCUAUCCUGGCUAGGGUUAAGAACGCGGCAACCCCCGAAGAGGCUGUUGCUGCCGUCGAGGAACAUUUCAUCGCGAAGCUUUCGCGUGUCCUCAUGCUUGACUUGGAGGACUUUGAAGGAGAAGGCCGAUCCGUUGCCAGCUUCGGAAUCGACAGUAUGAUUGGUGCGGAGCUGAGGAACUGGAUCUUCAAGGAGCUCGGCCUUGACAUUGCCUUCCAGCAACUGUUGGGACCGUCGCUCACCAUCAAGGGAUUCUCUCAACUGGUUGUUGCCAACCAAGGAAUUAAGAUUGAGUAGAUUUCUUAUCUUACUCAUUCUACACUACGAAAAGAAGAAGAAAAAAAUCACGCAAAGUCUAGAAAGGAUAGACUAGAUUUCUAUUUGUUUUCACCGGUUUUGUAUACAAUGGUCUAUUGAGUCCCUUUUCAUGAUUAUCUUAGGUAUGGAUGUUUACUUAGAACAAAUAAAGAAAGUAUCAAAC
Messenger RNA from Daldinia caldariorum, 7294 nucleotides. Its product is annotated as polyketide synthase. Gene Ontology annotation, molecular function: 3-oxoacyl-[acyl-carrier-protein] synthase activity; fatty acid synthase activity; oxidoreductase activity. The record is from RefSeq and is a predicted model, not a curated record. Lineage: Eukaryota; Fungi; Ascomycota; Sordariomycetes; Xylariales; Hypoxylaceae. Gene Ontology annotation, biological process: secondary metabolite biosynthetic process; fatty acid biosynthetic process. The coding region runs from base 1 to 7110 and encodes 2369 amino acids. The transcript is spliced from 3 exons.